Messenger RNA from Drosophila nasuta, 1074 nucleotides. RefSeq names its product INO80 complex subunit B. Gene Ontology annotation, biological process: chromatin remodeling. NCBI's taxonomy places the organism in Eukaryota, Metazoa, Arthropoda, Insecta, Diptera, Drosophilidae. Bases 127 to 1074 code for a protein of 315 amino acids. Gene Ontology annotation, cellular component: Ino80 complex. The transcript is spliced from 2 exons. The record is from RefSeq and is a predicted model, not a curated record.
CUUUUCGAGUAGAAGUAGCUGGUAUAACUUAUUUUUUGGUAUAUUUUGAAAAGGAGUUUGCGGUCACGUUGUAUUUGCCAAACAAAAACAAAUCCAAGCCAUUAAAUUAUUUAUUAUUCAGCAAGCAUGGGGAAAACAGAAGAUCGUCGCUCCAAACGCAGUAAACGCCAGAAACCAGCAAGAUUUGCCUCGCCAACAGAGUCUGCCUCGUCGCCAGUUCCAACAAAUGUAGCCUCCGAAGUUGAAAUCGAAAUUGCAACAACUACACAAAUAACAUCAACAACACCAACACAUGUGAAAGCAGUAGUGUCUGCAACUCCAACUCCUUCAAUUACCAAAGCAAUUGAGUCUGAGCCUCCCACUCAACGCGUACGACCUGCGAGCAGCACAAAGACUUCGCCCCAUGUUUUGCCGGCAGCUGGAAAUGCGAAUGCAAAAAAGGCGAAAAAACGUCGCAACAGCGACACGUCUAGCGAUGAGGAGCGCUGGCUGAAUGCCAUUGAGACAGGUAAACUAGAGGAUGUAGAUGACGAGCUGAAAAAGAUCAAGGAUCCCAAGCUAAUGACGGCACGUCAAAGAGCCAUGUAUGAAAGAAGUCAGGACGCUGAGCCAGCGCUCUCUGGCUUUGUCGAGGAGUUAAUCGCACUGCCUAGCGGCUAUCGGGAGAAGGAGAAGCCACAAACGGCCGAGGAUAUUCAGAAGGCUGCGCUCAAGUCACAGAAACGAAAACAACAAGCGGACGAACGCCGAGAAAAGGAUAAACAAAAGACAAUGGAGCGUCUGCUGAAGAAACAGGAGAGCGGUAAGCAGCGAGCUGCAGCUCGUCAGAAAAAUCAACAGAAACUCUCGCUGCCCUCGCUAACCUACAUGAAUACACUGGAGGGCGCAUACAUUAUGGUACCACCAGGUCAAGAGUUUCCGCUGCAAGCACAGGUUGCUGACCCCCCGCCACGCAUUCAAUUGUGCGGAAUUGCAGGCUGUGGCAAGCGCAAGAUAUACAGCUGCUCCAAGACGAAUAUGCCGCUGUGCAGCCUAGCGUGUUAUCGGAAAAAUUUGGUGGUUGCCCAAAUAUAA